AUACGGCGAGUGAAUCAAGUGAAAACGAAAACAAAAAAUGGUCCCGUUUUGAACGCAGAGCAGAGCUACUGCUGUGUCUCAAAGUGCUGUUUCUGGACACGAGGGUAACUAACCUGAGGUUUUAAUGUUUAUCUUCACUCAUGUCUGACUGAAGCUGUCAUGGCAGAGAAGCCUUGCAAAGUGUGUAACUUCACCCGCCAAAACCUUUACGGGUUGGCAGCGCCUUCUUUGGGUCACCUCAAAAUGAAGGGGAGUGAAGUGUUGGGGUUUAGUCCAGGAGCUUCCGUCUCAGUGGUGCUCGAGGAUGAUGGCACUAUUGUGGAGGAUGAAGCCUACUUCCUGUGUCUGAACUCAAAUACCAAAUUCAUGUUGCUGUGUGAUGGUGAGGUGUGGAGACCUGCUAAAAAAUAUGAUGGAGGCACCGCGUGGCUCAGCAGAGAGUCUGUUGAUGUGGAGAGAGACAUGGUGGACAAUGUCAGUGGUGUGGAACCCUGGUGCAGUUUAGCACACCAGCUCAAACAGGACCUGGCCAGCAUCAUUCUGAUGUCCGAGGCAGAUCUGCAGAGUCUGGUGGAUGCUCCCUGUGCAGAUCUAGCCUCAGUACUGGGCUUCCCUGAUCAGAAGACCCAGGAUUUACAAGACACCUUACAGAGAGUCCUGGACCGCAGGGAAGAGGAGAGGCAGUCCAAAGAGCUUCUGCAGCUCUAUCUGAAGGUUGUGGAGAAGGAGCGUGGUCAGACGCUGCAGCAAGAAGGUCAACCUGUGCAGGAUGAAAGAGAUGGGAUGGAGGUGGAUGGAGCAUCAGGCUUCAACUCGAGGACUCUGCUGGUUCUGAAGGGCAGAGCUAGUCCUGAAACUAGACUCUCCAAUGAAGAACUGCAGGAGGUGCUGAAGCAGGGUGUGGAGACUUUGAUGGAUGUGUUGGACUGGGACAGGGAGAGGACCACUGACUUGGUGCAGGCCUGUGAAGGGGAGCUGAAUAAACGCCUACAGCAGGUUCAAGCUCUGCAGUCUCUCAGCGCUCACUCCCAGCAAAGCAAGUCCACGUCUGCAGAGUCACACGAAGAGGAACCACAAACUAAACGGCAUAAAUAGCUCAAGCAGUGCUUAGGAACAGAGCCGGAGAUACACAUUCAGUUACAUGUUUCAGUAUAUCUUACAUUGUACGAUUUUUUUCAUGUGAAAAUGGCAGCUGCUCUUUACAUUAUGUGAACCCUUGAUACAAAUGGACCAAAAAAGUGGUCUAAAAUUACUCUGAAUACAUUUUUGAGCUCUGAAGCUUUGAUUCUGACUGUGAUGUAUAUGUUUCAUAUCAUGUUUCAUUAUUUUUCAUCUCCAAAAUGUACAGCCUCCAGUCCUGACUGAUGUAGGUCCAUUUUUAGAUCACAUGCAUUAAGACCAUAGCUUGUUAUCUGAUGUGGUCUGGUGUCAGAAAAAGUAGAUUAUCAGUGACAACAUUGUGCUUUGUAAUUUACUCCUGCAUAAAAAGCAGUUAGUCUUUUGAAAGUAGUAGUUGCUUGUUAUUAUGGCAUAGCAUUAUGGCUUAGAUAGCAACCUUAUAACUGACUGUGCCAUUUUCAAUACAAUCUUUUCUAUAAUGUUGAGAAUUUUAUAAAAUGAUCCAUGUAGCAAUAGUAGAAAUAGCUAUUACAAAUGGCAGGACAGGACUUUUUGUACAUGUCCUCAAUGAAACCUUUUCUUUGCUCAA
Molecule: messenger RNA, 1708 nt
Organism: Pygocentrus nattereri (red-bellied piranha)
Lineage: Eukaryota; Metazoa; Chordata; Actinopteri; Characiformes; Serrasalmidae
Gene: dffa
Product: DNA fragmentation factor, alpha polypeptide
Exons: 6
Coding region: 160-1095 (311 amino acids)
Biological process (GO): regulation of apoptotic process; apoptotic process
Source: RefSeq, a predicted model, not a curated record